Molecule: messenger RNA, 1950 nt
Organism: Phanerochaete carnosa HHB-10118-sp
Lineage: Eukaryota; Fungi; Basidiomycota; Agaricomycetes; Polyporales; Phanerochaetaceae
Exons: 8
Coding region: 1-1950 (649 amino acids)
Biological process (GO): actin filament network formation; actin filament bundle assembly
Cellular component (GO): actin filament; actin filament bundle; cytoplasm
Molecular function (GO): actin filament binding
Source: RefSeq, a predicted model, not a curated record
AUGGAGGCCCUUCGUCUACGCAAAAAGUACCCCGAGGUCUCGCAGGAUGAGCUGUUCGACCUCAUCAAUCGGUUCAAUGCGAUAUCUACAGAUACCCCAGGACGUGUCGACAAGAGCAACGUCUUGCAGGUUCUGCAGUCGAGCGGAGAGUCCUAUGACCGCGCGCGAGAGACUCUCAAGCACGUCAGUGUCGAUGCUAGUGGAAAGGUCGAGCUAGAGGACUGGGUUGAACUCAACGUGAAGCUGAAGCAACAAGCACCACCGACGGCACUGCCCUCGAAGGCUGGCAAGGUCACCGUCCAGGGCUCGAACGCAAAUGUCGCACACACCAUCAACGAGGAUGAGCGACGCGAGUUCACUCAUCACAUCAACUCUGUCCUCGAGGGCGACCCAGAUGUUGGAAACCGCGUCCCCAUCCCCACAGAUACUUUCCAGAUCUUUGACGAGUGCAAAGAUGGUCUCAUUCUCUCCAAGCUCAUUAACGACUCAGUGCCGGAAACGAUCGAUGCCCGUGUGCUCAACAAGCCAACGCCCAAGAAGCCUUUGAACGCGUUUCAGAUGACAGAGAACAAUAAUAUCGUUAUCACGUCUUCGAAAGCCAUUGGAUGUUCGGUCGUCAACAUCGGCUCGACAGACCUUGCGGAGGGUCGGGAGCAUCUCAUCCUCGGUCUCAUCUGGCAGAUCAUCCGGAGGGGUUUGCUCAGCCAGAUUGAUAUCAAGAUUCACCCCGAGCUGUACCGUCUUUGCGAGGAAGGCGAGACUAUCGACGAUCUGCUCAGGCUCACUCCUGAUCAGAUUCUGCUUCGUUGGUUCAACUACCAUUUAAAGGCUGCUGGCUGGAAGCGGAGAGUGAACAACUUCAGCCGUGAUGUCAACGAUGGUGAAAACUACACUGUCCUGCUAAAUCAGCUCAAACCCGAACAGUGUUCUCGGGACCCUCUCCAGACCCGCGACCUGAAGACGCGCGCAGAACAAGUGCUUCAAAAUGCAGACAGGAUUGGUUGCAGGAAGUAUUUGACGCCUACUUCCCUGCUCUCCGGCAACCCCCGUCUAAACCUUGCGUUCGUCGCCAACCUCUUCAACAAUCAUCCCGGUCUCGAGCCCCUUGACGAGCAAGAGGCCAAGGACUAUGGUAUUGUCGAGGAUUUCGAUGCCGAGGGCGAGCGCGAAGCGCGUGUCUUCACUCUUUGGCUCAACUCGCUCGGCGUCGAGCCCGCAGUGUUCAACCUGUUUCAGAAUCUGCGCGACGGCCUCGCCAUCCUGCAGGCAUUCGACAAAGUUCUUCCCGGCAGCGUCGUCUGGCGUCGCGUCAACAAGCCCAAGGCAGGCGCGGUCGACGUGCAGCCGCAGACGUACAUCAACGAGAAUGGCGAGGAAGAAGAGGUCGAGAUCGGCGUGACGCCGAACCAGUCGAACCUUUCGCGCUUCAAGCAGGUCGAGAACUGCAACUAUGUGACCGAGCUCGGCAAGCAGAACGGCAUGCACCUCGUCGGUGUGCAGGGCUCGGAUAUCGUCGACGCCCAGCGGACGCUCGUUCUCGGUCUCGUGUGGCAGCUCAUGCGCAUGAGUAUCACGAAGACGCUCAGUCAGGCAGCCAAGGGCCGGCCAGUCGGCGACCAGGACAUCCUCAAGUGGGCAAACACGACUGUGCAGAAGGGCAAGCCAGGGGCGCGGCCGAUCCGUUCGUUCAAAGACCCGUCGCUCACGACCGGCCUCUUCCUGCUCGACCUCCUCGAAGCACUGCGGCCCGGUAUCGUCGAUCCGAGCCUUGUUAUCAACGUCAGCGAGGCCGGAGACUAUGAGGAUCGUCGUCAGAACGCGAAACUUUCCAUCUCAAUCGCGCGUAAGGCGAACGCCCUUAUUUUCCUAGUGCCCGAGGAUAUCGUCGAUGUUCGUGCACGCUUGAUCAUGACCUUUGUCGGGAGUCUCAUGGCUCUGGAUCAGCACUGA